CCCCCCCCCCCUCCGAGGGUCGCGUCGCAAAAAAAUGUUCCAUGACCAUAUUCCACCUCCAUGAAAUUCGUAGGGUGGCAAGUUGUCGGGGAAGUGGACUUUUCGCCACCCGCUAGCAAGCAGUGUCGUGUGGGUUGCAAGUGAGUGUGGAAGAAGCCGAGCUCGCCCACAGCACCACCAGCGAGUACAGCACAUCCCACAUAGUCGCGCGACACUCAGCAACAACAAUGGCCAAGCGUAGUCUGUGGCGGUAGGAGCUCUGUCUCGCUCUCUCGUCGGAGUCCUCCCUUCCCCGCUUUCACUCGAUUUUUGGACUCGGCGGCGGCGAAAAAUCCACCCGUAGAGACUGGCGCUGGUGUUUUAUUUUUUUGUUUGAUAUCACUCAUCCCACAAUGUUCGAGGCGAGCCCACACGGACCGUGCGUGUGUGUCCCCGCUGCUGCUUCUUCUUCUUGGCCGCUGGGUUGCGGCUACUAACCUAGCUGCUUUUCACUCGGUGCUUAGCUAACGCUUUUAGCCCCCCCACACGCCCACCCCCGUCGUUUUUUUUUAAACAACACGCCAAUGUUUUAGGGUAUUUACGUGAACUGCUUCAUGACAACAACUGUUGCCAACUACCUACUAUUCGUCAAAGAAGCGUGCGUGUAUGUUUGUCGCGGAAACUAGUUUGCGGGCUAGCUAACAGGCUAGCUAUUUGUGUGCGUGUGUGUGCGCGCGUGCGUGUGUGCGUGUAUUCGCGUAAAGGAAGGAAAACGGCGAGUUUCCUUUUUAACAAAGUAUGGAUGACCAGACCAGGAUGCUGACGGGUCUCACCGGACUUGGUGGACUACAGCCAGGCGACGUGGGCGACCCGGACUCUGUUCGGAAACAGCAGUCCCUCGGCCAGCCCCAACAAGACAUCGGGGAUAUCCUACAGCAAAUAAUGGCCAUCACCGACGAGAGCCUGGACGAAGCACAGGCCAGAUGCUGGCCAGAAGAUUCGCCGGCGCAUUGGGGUGGAUCAGACGACCCCACAGAGGGAGGGAGAGCAGGGGGGGGCACGGCAGGGGGUGGCCUGCCAGUCAACUUCCAGUACAGGAAGCAUGCCCUUAACUGUCACCGAAUGAAGCCAGCCCUGUUCAGUGUUCUCUGUGAGAUCAAAGAGAAGACAGUUUUAAGUAUACGAGGCGUGCAGGAGGAAGACCCCCCAGAUCCGCAGAUCAUGCGUCUGGACAACAUGCUACUGGCAGAAGGCGUGUCCGGGCCAGAGAAAGGCGGCGGGUCUGCCGCCGCGGCGGCCGCGGCGGCUGCGGCGGGCGGCUCGCCCACGGACAGCAGCAUCGAACACUCUGACUACAGAGCCAAACUCGCCCAGAUUCGCCAGAUAUACCACUCGGAGCUGGAGAAGUAUGAACAGGCAUGCAGCGAGUUCACCAACCAUGUAAUGAACCUGCUGAGAGAGCAGUCUCGAACACGGCCCAUCUCGCCCAAGGAGAUCGAGCGCAUGGUGGCCAUCAUCCACCGCAAGUUCAGCUCCAUCCAGAUGCAGCUCAAGCAGAGCACCUGCGAGGCCGUCAUGAUCCUGCGCUCGCGCUUCCUUGAUGCCAGACGCAAGAGGCGCAACUUCAACAAGCAAGCGACAGAGGUGCUCAACGAGUAUUUCUACUCCCACUUGUCUAAUCCUUACCCAAGUGAGGAGGCGAAGGAGGAGCUGGCCAAAAAGUGCGGGAUCACAGUGUCUCAGGUCUCUAAUUGGUUCGGCAACAAGAGAAUACGUUACAAGAAGAACAUCGGCAAGUUCCAGGAGGAAGCCAACCUCUACGCAGUCAAGACAGCAGUGGACGCCGCCAACGUGUCGGCGCAAGCCAGCCAGGCCAACUCACCGGCGACACCCAACUCAGGUGGAUACCCUGCACCGUGCUACACACCUGACGGGCGGCUAUGAGGAGCUGUCAGGUAGUGGCCUCUACACCCCUCAUCGCCUGGAUGCUAACAGCUGGCAGGACCCCACCAACCCCCCCUCUGUCACCUCCCCUCCCGGAGCUCCCAGCAGCGUCCACUCAGACACCUCCAACUGAUCCGGGUGGCUUCCGCCUUCGGCCAUUUCCACUUUUGGGGUUGCCGGGGGGGAGGGCGGAGGGGCUGGGGCGGCGCCCUCUCUCACUCACCCCCAUCUUGGACUCAACGGGAUCAUGUCAUGAACACAACACACUGUGCUGGAACACAGGACAGCAGCGCAACUCUGGACUUUCCUACCACACCCGUGUCAUAAUGUUCACACAUACAUAUGUAUAUGCUCAUUAUCUUCCCACACAAACACAAACACAAACACACACACACACACACACACACACACACACACACACACGCUCGUGCUCUUCACCUGUGGCUUCGUUCAAUUGGUCGCCCUCCCCAGCAGGCUCUUACCAAAGCGCCGCCGCCCGGCUCGUCAUCGGCAUCACCGCGUUGCACUGUUAGCAUCCUUGUUAUGAGCGUGGAUAGCCGUGGCUAACCGGUUAGCAGACCAAGAAGAAGAGUGGAUGGAACUAAUCGCCCCUUUUUUUUUUUUUUUUUUGGUCAUUAGGUUUGCCUCCUUUUUUUUCUGUCUGCUAGUUUGUCUGAUUGUAGACCAUUUUGUGUGCGUGUGGUUUUGUUUUUUGGGUUUUUUUGGGUAAGAAUGCACCAGCCGCCACCAAAAAUCCCCACACGCUGCCAAUAGCUCAUCGGAGAGGGCGAGGGAGGAAAGGGGCUGGUGAUGGCGAGGGCAUCCAUCCGGAAUCUCGCAAAUCUCGUCUUCCAUGCAUGUUAGGGCUCGUUUUAGCCGCAUGUUGUCGUCUUCAUUCAGCCCCGCCCACUCUCACUUUUUACCUUGGUUUUUAAUUAAGAAAAACGGAGAGAAAGAAUUAAAAGGGUAGAACUAUUACAGUCAGACCAAAAAAAAAAACAAA
Messenger RNA from Hippocampus comes (tiger tail seahorse), 2926 nucleotides. It is a transcript of the gene pbx4, whose product is annotated as pre-B-cell leukemia transcription factor 4. Gene Ontology annotation, cellular component: nucleus. Gene Ontology annotation, molecular function: DNA-binding transcription factor activity, RNA polymerase II-specific; DNA binding. The record is from RefSeq and is a predicted model, not a curated record. Bases 778 to 1923 code for a protein of 381 amino acids. NCBI's taxonomy places the organism in Eukaryota, Metazoa, Chordata, Actinopteri, Syngnathiformes, Syngnathidae. Gene Ontology annotation, biological process: regulation of DNA-templated transcription. The transcript has 9 exons.